AUGUCCAUUCCCCAUGAAUCAACGCGACUUCUCCGCAAACAGAAUGAUCAUCAACGCCAUCGGGUCCGUCUUCCCACCGAACUCUUAUACCUGAUAAUAACUCACCUCUCAACUCUUCCCUACCCCGAAAAAACUCUCUAUGCGUGUGCACUUUCGACGCGUGAACUCUGUCUUUACACAAUUCCUUUUCUUUGGUCACAGCCUUUCAACUACGCGUCGAGAGAGAACAAUUACAAAAUCAUAGACGCGUAUCUGAGCUUUUUCACCGACGAAGAAGACUACAAUCUUGACCCAGAGGUACCCAUAGUCAAAAGGCACACUCCUUUGUUUCCCUAUGCGUCUUUUUUAAAGAGCUUGGAGUUUUCGAAUAUGAUUGCGUCGGUCAUGAGCUGGUGCCAGAAGGAGGGAGUUCGAGCGAGAUUGGACAGUUUGAGUGUGACUGAGUUGGCUGAAGGGAAUAGUGACACGGAUCGAACGGAUAAUGCUGACGAGGAUAGUCUGUUUGAUGCCAGAACCUUUCUGCGCGAAUACUAUCGCGUGCGAAGAAUCGAGGAACAAGUAACCCACGGGCUAUUGCUACACUUUAUCAAGAAUAAUGCUAAAAUCCAUACUCUCCAGAUCAUUGGACCAGAAAUGUCCUAUGGGUAUCACGUGAUGCUUAUGGAGCCAGAAAUAAUGAACUUGUUCGAGUCAUUAAAGACAAUUGAAGUAGCGAGCGAUGGUGAUGACAGCGACGAUAAUGAGAGGAGUGAAUUGAUAGAUGAAUUAAUUUUAACUUGUAAAACACGGUAA
This is a messenger RNA of Paraglomus occultum, 792 nucleotides long. NCBI's taxonomy places the organism in Eukaryota, Fungi, Glomeromycota, Glomeromycetes, Paraglomerales, Paraglomeraceae. The record is from the annotation of a GenBank genome assembly.